AUGCCCCCGCAGGCUCAGUAUGUCAAGGAGCGGCCCGGCAGCGCGGACUUCCUCGAGCAGGAGAUGCCGGAGUUGGAUUCGGAUGAUGAUGAGGACAAGGGCGACAGCUUCCCGUACCUCUCCAAGAAGGAACUGCGGGAGUACCAAGGCUCGGACUUCUUUGACCCGGACAAGAUGAACAACAACUUUGAGAAGGAGGUCAGGCGCGCCCUCGCUGUGCGCAAGAUUCGUGAUGAGAAGAGCCGCGCCCGGGUUUGGUCCCAAGAGGAGAUCGCAGCAUUCAAGGCCCACAUGGAGCAAACCCAGGCCGCCCCCUUUGAUGACACCAAGGACCUGGACAAGACGGAGCGCGUGCCGGCGACCCCGACACUGCUCGAGUCGGCGGCAAACACCGCGACCUUCCGGCGGGUGGAGGAGUCCCUGGUCGGCGAAAAGGAGCAGGCCCAGCAGGCCCAGGCCAGCCAGGACCCCAGGAGGUUCCUGCCCGUGAGCUCCCGGCCCGCCCUCCGGUGGGAGCCUUGGUACUGA
Messenger RNA from Effrenium voratum, 528 nucleotides. NCBI's taxonomy places the organism in Eukaryota, Dinophyceae, Suessiales, Symbiodiniaceae. The record is from the annotation of a GenBank genome assembly.